This is a messenger RNA of Sus scrofa (pig), 2369 nucleotides long. It is a transcript of the gene SELENOO, whose product is annotated as selenoprotein O. The record is from RefSeq and is marked validated. Lineage: Eukaryota; Metazoa; Chordata; Mammalia; Artiodactyla; Suidae.
GCGCGGGGCGGGGCUUCCGGUCGGGGCAGAGGGGCUUCCGCCGGCGCGGCGCCCUGGAUGGCAGUGCUCAGGUCCGCGCUCGGGGCUCCUUUCGCGGCCGCCCGCGCCCGGCCGCCGCCCCUCGGCCGCCGCCCGCCCCCCGCGCCCUGCUCCGCCCUGGCCGGCGCCAUGGAGCCCGCUCCGCACUGGUUGGUGGGGCUGCGCUUCGACAACCGCGCCCUACGCGCGCUGCCCGUGGAGACGCCGCCGCCCGGCCCCGAAGGCGCCCCGUCCGCGCCGCGGCCCGUGCCCGGCGCCUGCUUUAGCCGCGUGCGGCCCGCGCCCCUGCGCCAGCCGCGCGUCGUGGCGCUGUCGGAGCCCGCGCUGGCGCUGCUGGGCCUGGGCGCGCCGCCCGCCGACGCCGACGCCCGCGAGGGCGAGGCCGAGGCCGCGCUCUUCUUCAGCGGCAACGCGCUGCUGCCGGGCUCCGAGCCCGCCGCGCACUGCUACUGCGGCCACCAGUUCGGCCAGUUCGCCGGGCAGCUGGGAGACGGCGCCGCCAUGUACCUGGGCGAGGUGUGCACUGCGGCCGGCGAGCGCUGGGAGCUGCAGCUCAAGGGCGCCGGCCCCACGCCCUUCUCCAGACAGGCCGACGGCCGCAAAGUGCUGCGCUCCAGCAUCCGCGAGUUCCUGUGCAGCGAGGCCAUGUUCCACCUGGGCAUCCCCACCACGCGGGCCGGGGCCUGCGUCGUGUCCCAGUCCACCGUGGUGCGGGACGUGCUCUAUGACGGCAACCCCAGGCCCGAGAAGUGUGCGGUCGUGCUGCGCAUCGCCCCCACGUUCCUCAGGUUCGGCUCCUUCGAGAUCUUCAAGCCGGCAGACGAGCUGACGGGGCGCGCGGGCCCCAGCGUCGGCAGGAAUGACAUCCGCGUGCAGAUGCUCGACUACGUCAUCAGCUCUUUUUACCCCGAAACCCAGGCUGCCCACGCCGGCGACAGUGUGCAGAGGCAUGCCGCCUUCUUCCGGGAGGUGACACGGCGCACGGCCCAGCUGGUGGCCGAGUGGCAGUGCGUGGGCUUCUGCCACGGCGUGCUCAACACGGACAACAUGAGCGUCAUGGGGCUCACCAUCGACUACGGGCCCUUCGGCUUCCUGGACAGGUAUGACCCUGACCACGUGUGCAACGCCUCCGACACCGCCGGGCGCUAUGCGUACAGCAAGCAGCCCGAGGUGUGCAAGUGGAACCUGCAGAAGCUGGCCGAGGCCCUGGACCCCGCGCUGCCCCUGGAGCUGGGCGAGGCCAUCCUGGCGGAGGAGUUUGAUGCUGAGUUCCGCAGGUACUACCUGCAGAAGAUGCGGAAGAAGUUGGGCCUUGUGCGGGCUGAGCUGGAGGAGGACGGCGCCCUGGUGGCCAAGCUCCUGGAGACCAUGCACCUGACAGGUGCCGACUUCACCAACACCUUCUACUUGCUGAGCUCCUUCCCGGCUGGGCCGGAGUCUCCGGACCUGGCUGAGUUCCUGGCUACGCUGACCGCACAGUGUGCCUCCCUGGAGGAGCUGAGGCUUGCCUUCCGACCCCAGAUGGAUCCCCGGCAGCUCUCCAUGAUGCUCAUGCUGGCACAGUCGAACCCGCAGCUCCUGGCGCUCAUUGGAACACGGGCCAGCCUCACGCGGGAGCUGGAGCGCGUGGAGCAGCAGUCACGGCUGGAACAGCUAAGCCAGGAAGAGCUGCACAGCAGGAACAGGAGCCACUGGGCAGACUGGCUCCGCGACUACAAAGCCCGGCUGGAGAAGGACAGGGAGGGCGCUGAAGACGCCGCCGCCGCCGCCUGGCAGGCUGAGCACGUACGCGUCAUGCAUGCCAACAACCCCAAAUACGUCCUGAGGAACUACAUUGCGCAGAACGCCAUCGAGGCCGCCGAGAACGGCGACUUCUCAGAGGUGCGGCGGGUGCUGAAGCUGCUGGAGACCCCUUAUCACAGGGAGGGGGAGGCCGCCGAGCCUGCGGAGCCUGAGGCGGCCGAGGGGCGGCUCUCCUACAGCAGCAAACCUCCGCUCUGGGCAGCAGAACUGUGCGUGACAUGAUCCUCGUAACCGCCUUGGAGGCCCCUUCCCAGGGAGGCCCCGAGGCCGGAGUCCUCGAGUCCACGAGGCGGCGCCCCCCCAACCCGUCUCUCAUGACGCCAGAGACGUCCAGUCGGGAUCUGACCCGUCUCUGUCUGAUGCCGACUCGGCAGCGCAGCCCAGCCCCGCGCUCGCGCUCCCCGACAUGCUGCUUUGCACAAGGCCAGCUCGGCAGAGGGGCCCAGUGGGUUGACACGCAGCCCGCGCCCACCUCGCCAGCCUAGGCAGGGAGACACCGCUCCCAAUAAACCAGCCGCUUCCUCGGA